AUGAAUUUUCGAGCGACACGAUGUGUUUGGGAUCAUGGGAUGAGCGAGGAUGAGACAGUGAUCUUCAAGACUUUCAACGUCACGUCUGCGAGACACUCACCUCUAACGGAAUCCCCGCUCCUUACUACACAUUCCAUUGAAAACUCACAGAAAAUCUGGAGACUUGAAAGAUUACGAAUAACGUUGUUCUACCAGUGCGUCUCAUUCGAAUCCUUCCCGGCACCAAUCUUGGCAUUUCCUUUUGAUCGAUCCGGUGAAUCCGAAUCCGGUCGACUCGUUGGCGAUUUCCCAACGGCUGAUGGACCUGAUCCC
Molecule: messenger RNA, 312 nt
Organism: Mesorhabditis belari
Lineage: Eukaryota; Metazoa; Nematoda; Chromadorea; Rhabditida; Rhabditidae
Source: the annotation of a GenBank genome assembly